This is a messenger RNA of Rangifer tarandus platyrhynchus (Svalbard reindeer), 279 nucleotides long. Lineage: Eukaryota; Metazoa; Chordata; Mammalia; Artiodactyla; Cervidae. The record is from the annotation of a GenBank genome assembly.
AUGGCGGGGAAGGGGUGGUCCUGCGCCGGAGUGGGGAGCCUUGGGCGGCUGGGGCCCGGGAUCGAGGUCCAGGAGGCCAGGCCCCUCCGGAAUCGUGUUUGUUGGUACCGAGCAGAUCUAGAGGUGGCGGUCGUCUCGAGACUUUUUGGCCGUGCUCGCAAGCCCCUGGCAUCUUCCUCCGCCCACCCCUUCUCUAGGAAUCCCAAGCAGAGACCCCCGGGUGAUGUUCGGAUCCGCAGACUGGCCGGCGUCGGCCAUAUCGCGGACAGGGGCACCUGA